Messenger RNA from Toxorhynchites rutilus septentrionalis, 1235 nucleotides. RefSeq lists its product as uncharacterized. NCBI's taxonomy places the organism in Eukaryota, Metazoa, Arthropoda, Insecta, Diptera, Culicidae. The transcript has 7 exons. Bases 111 to 992 code for a protein of 293 amino acids. The record is from RefSeq and is a predicted model, not a curated record.
CGAACAUCAGUCAGUCAGUUCGCGAAUCUCGUCGCGUAUGAAGUGAUUGCUCACAAUUUUCAUCAUUUUUGCUUCAAGUGUAAAAUGGAUCGCUAUUUUCAAAGGUAAAUAUGUUAAUGUUUGCUGUUAUAUGCGCAAUGGUGGCUGGGGCAAGUGCUGUUCCAGGAUACGCAAGUAGCCAGUACAACAGUGCCGGUACGUCAUCUGGUGUGUACAAUCAGGUCCACGAUGAUGUCUAUGCUGACAAGUACCCCUAUGCCCAAACAGGUUUCGGUGGCGCUAGCGCCGGUUCUGGCGUCUUCAUACCUGGCUUUGCCCCUUUCCAGCAGGUUCCAGCGUUUCCGAACAGCGUAGACUUCAAUCAAUUCUUCCAGAGUCUGCAAGCUAAUUUCGCUAAUUUAGCUGCUCAGGUUUACGCAGCUGACGGAGCAACGGUUGCAGCUUCGGCCUGGCAGACUGCGGAUCCCCAAGGCCGCCGUAAUCGUCAGCAUCAGCAUCAACGUCAUGGCUAUCCUUCCAACACUGUUCAUAAUAAUUACCCCCAGAGGAACGAUGGUCACAAUAACAACUAUUAUCCUAAUAAUCUGUAUCAGCAACAAUUGGCGCAUCAAAACGCUCUGUUCAACACCAUCCGUCAGCAGCAGAAUGCUUUUGCUGCGAAUGCUGCCGGCGCAGCAGCUGGUGCAGCCGGUAGUGCCGAGGGUGCGCAUGUCGGUGGAGGAAGUGCAGACCUAGGUGGUAAUUACGCUGGAGCUUCGGCAUCGUACGGCCCGGAAGGAUUCCAACAAACGGCCCAUAUCUUCCCGACGAAUCCGGAAUCGCCUAAUGUCAAUACUCGCUUCGGUGGAGAGGGUAUCCCACAGGGUGGAUCAGGUUUCGUCGGUGUGUCCAGCUUUUCAUCUUCGACCAACCUGAAUGGACAAACUCAUCGUGAAGCGGUGACCUCGGUGAAUGACAACGGAAAGGUUACAACCUAUCGUGUUCGCUCUUAAGCGGUUCCAAACAGGGGAAGCGGUCAUCUUGGAGAUAUUGGCCAGUGAGAGAUCUAAACAGUGAAUGAUAAGGAAUAUAGCAUAACAAAGUAAGGGCACGGACAUUGUGAUGAAUCGAGGCAUUGGAAUAUAUUAUUAAAGGGAAUGGCGAGAAACAAUCGCUUAGAGCAGCACACUUACAGUUGGAAUGAAAGAAUCUCAUGUAAUAUAUCUAUCGAAGAUAAAGAUUAAAAACAAAAUUAA